Molecule: messenger RNA, 305 nt
Organism: Staurois parvus
Lineage: Eukaryota; Metazoa; Chordata; Amphibia; Anura; Ranidae
Source: the annotation of a GenBank genome assembly
GCACCGCGUCAUUCUGGCAAGGCAGUGGGCACCGAGUCACCAGGUACGAAACAGCGGGCUCUGAGUCAAUUGGCACGACAGCUGGGCACCGGAUCAGGUACCGGAUCAUCUGAUCAACAGCGGGCAUCGAGUCAACUGGCCUAAUAGGAUCGUCAGGCUGGAUCAGUUCAUCAUGCUGAGUAGGAGGCAUCAGGCUGAGUAGAGGCAUCCGCUGAAUAGAGGCAUCCCGGCUGAGGUAGAGGCAUCAGGCUGAGUAGAGGCUUCAGGUGAAGUAGAGGCUUCAGAGCUGAGUAGAGGCAUCAGGC